Papaver somniferum (opium poppy) is the source of this 782-nucleotide messenger RNA. RefSeq names its product CASP-like protein 4B1. Lineage: Eukaryota; Viridiplantae; Streptophyta; Magnoliopsida; Ranunculales; Papaveraceae. Bases 88 to 666 code for a protein of 192 amino acids. The transcript is spliced from 3 exons. The record is from RefSeq and is a predicted model, not a curated record.
ACCACAUUUUUAACACACACAAUCACUAAUUUCCAAUAACGAAAUUUCAUCAUCUCUCUAGCUUGCUUGGUAUAUCCAGAGUUGACAAUGGAGUCUGGUGGCCAAGCAACAGUUGGGGGGAAGGCGGCAGAGGUGCCAUCGGAGUCUGGUGGCCAACCAACAGUACUGAGGCCGAUUGCAACCACGGCGUCAACUGAGAGUUUAUUGAAGUACGGAAGUUUGAUUUUAAGGACGGUAACCUUUGUGUUCUCCUUAAUUUCAUUUGCAGUUAUGGCAAGUAAUAAGGGUUUCAACACCACAAUCAAAGGAUUCAGUUAUGUAUUGGCGGCUUGCGUCAUUUCCACGGUAUACACAUUGCUUCAGAAUCUUCGUCACUUUAACUACCUCUCCACCGGAAAUCUUCUGCUUCCGGCGUGCGCUUCGAAUCUUGUCGAUUUCCUUGGAGAUCAGAUUGUUGCGUAUCUGUUGUUAUCCUCUGGAUCAGCGGCAGCUCCGAGCAUAGAUUUGAUAAGGGGAUUCGAGAAGGCAUUGAAGUCACUGGGAGCUAAUACCAAAGGAUCAAGUGUGAGUUCAGCUUCCACGGCCAUGGCUUUCUUAGCUUUCUUUCCUUUGGCGUUGUCAGCUAUGAUAUCUGGUUACAAGCUCUCUACCAAAACUUAUGUUUGAACUCCUGAAAAUUGAUUGAAUCGACUAUGUACACAUUGGUACGUACUGGCAGUGAUUAUGUACUCCAUGUAAUGUUUCAUUUUUGUGUUAUAUUGUAACGAAAUGUCUAAACAAAC